Molecule: messenger RNA, 1255 nt
Organism: Solanum tuberosum (potato)
Lineage: Eukaryota; Viridiplantae; Streptophyta; Magnoliopsida; Solanales; Solanaceae
Gene: ACO1
Product: 1-aminocyclopropane-1-carboxylate oxidase
Source: RefSeq, marked provisional
ACAUCAAACAUUAAUAUUCAUCUCUUCAAUCUUUUGUAUUCAUAUUCACAUAUUCUAUUUAUUUAAUACUCUUAGAAAAGCACCUAUACACCUUACCAAGAAAUUAAGAUGGAGAACUUCCCAAUUAUUAACUUGGAAAAGCUCAAUGGAGAUGAGAGAGCCAACACCAUGGAAAUGAUUAAAGAUGCUUGUGAGAAUUGGGGCUUCUUUGAGUUGGUGAACCAUGGAAUUCCACAUGAAGUAAUGGACACAGUAGAUAAAAUGACAAAGGGACAUUACAAGAAGUGCAUGGAACAGAGGUUCAAAGAAUUGGUAGCAAGCAAAGGUCUUGAAGCUGUUCAAGCUGAGGUUACUGAUUUAGAUUGGGAAAGCACAUUCUUCUUGCGCCAUCUUCCUACUUCUAAUAUCUCUCAAGUACCCGAUCUUGAUGGCGAAUACAGAGAGGUAAUGAGAGAUUUUGCUAAAAGAUUGGAGAAAUUGGCAGAGGAGUUACUUGACUUGCUAUGUGAAAAUCUUGGACUUGAAAAAGGUUACUUGAAAAAUGCCUUUUAUGGAUCAAAAGGUCCCAAUUUUGGGACUAAAGUUAGCAACUAUCCACCAUGUCCUAAGCCUGAUUUGAUAAAGGGACUCCGCGCUCAUACAGACGCUGGUGGCAUCAUACUUCUAUUCCAAGAUGACAAAGUGAGUGGCCUUCAACUCCUCAAAGACGAGCAAUGGAUCGAUGUUCCUCCCAUGCGCCACUCUAUUGUGGUUAACCUUGGUGACCAACUUGAGGUGAUCACCAACGGGAAGUACAAGAGUGUGAUGCACAGAGUGAUUGCACAAACAGACGGGACACGAAUGUCACUAGCCUCAUUUUACAAUCCAGGAAGUGAUGCAGUAAUAUAUCCAGCAAAAACUUUGGUUGAAAAAGAGGCAGAGGAAAGUACACAAGUUUAUCCAAAGUUUGUGUUUGAUGAUUACAUGAAGUUAUAUGCUGGACUUAAGUUUCAAGCCAAAGAGCCAAGAUUUGAAGCAAUGAAGGCAAUGGAAAGUGAUCCAAUUGCAAGUGCUUAGAUUCCAAUUCAAUUAUGAAAAAGAAAUUUAAAUAUAGCUAUGUAUACACAUUAUUUGCUCUUCUUAUGUAUGGUAGGAUAACGUUAGUAUUGAAAAAGAUUGUGAUUUGCUGCAUAUGUAACAGAGUUCUAAUAUUUGUAUUAUAAAUAAGGUGCCUCUUAGUGAGAUUAUAUAAAUAAUAAUUUGGAGUGUUUUGUUC